AUUUCCAUCGCCCUUAAACGGAAAAGGAGUAAUUAACUAUCAUAGAUUAAUUACUCAUCAAAAACCAUAAUAUGCCUCUAAGGAUCAAUCCCCUAUCUCUCCUCUUCCUCACACUCCUCAUUGUUUGCUCUUCAUCAUUUGUGGAAAGCUCUAUUCAGCUCGGAAGUGCAAGGAUGCAUGAGAGAUUUAUGCUUUACAAGAGUGAGGAGAACAAAGGGAAGAAGAUCAUGAGCCACAGGAAGUUGAUGUUCCACUCGACAGCGGACUACGACGACGCAGGUCCCAACCCUAAGCACGACCCAAGAAGGAGGCCUGGUGGCAAGCCUUGAAUCAUUCAACUCUUUCUCUCUCUAUAUAUAUAUAUUUAUAUUUAUAUGUGUGUGUAUUAUCAUUAGCACAUGAACUAAUAUCUAUAUAUAUAUAUAUAUAAUAUAUAUGAAUGUAUGUAUGUAUCCUCCUUUUCUGACAUUUUGUUUGAGGAUGAGAUCAUCAGUGUACAAUACCCUUCGGCCUUCGGAAACGCUUCGUGAAAGGAGGACUAGUGACAAGAUAUAUUAUAUCAGUAAUUAAUAUUUAUAAUCUUAUUUUCUUAACAUAUCUAUGUACUUCGUCAUAUCGGAUAUCAAAUAAAGAUUGUUAUGG
Eutrema salsugineum is the source of this 642-nucleotide messenger RNA. RefSeq lists its product as uncharacterized. NCBI's taxonomy places the organism in Eukaryota, Viridiplantae, Streptophyta, Magnoliopsida, Brassicales, Brassicaceae. The transcript has 3 exons. The coding region runs from base 72 to 329 and encodes 85 amino acids. The record is from RefSeq and is a predicted model, not a curated record.